UGUUCAUCUUUUAAGAGCCUUCAUGCAUCUUCAAGUUGAAAAGAUGCCUUCAAAGUAUAUAUUGCAAAGGUACACUGUCUCAUCAAGAAAAGAUGUACCGUUUGAAAGAAUUGAUAAGAGCUUCAGGGGAAAUGAUGGAGUUACUAAAUCAUAUAGAUAGAAAAUGUUGUUAACGAAAACAAUGAAAGUAGUUCGCCAGGCGUGUAUGUCAAAAGCAGGGUACGACAAGGCGAUGGAUGUGUUGGAUGAGCUCGAUGGCAUUCUAUGCCGAUUAGAGCCAGAUAUUGGAUGUAAUGAGUCAUGUGAUUUUAGUGAUGAUGAGGAAGACAAGGAAGGAGAAUUGAACAAAAAUAAUGCUGGCGAUGGGAUGGAAGAUGACAAUACAAUUACAUGCCAUAAAAUGGAUGAGCAUAACACCAUGACUGGAUGUGAACAUGCGUUAACAUUAAUAACAGCUGGUAACCAGGAGGACAACAUGAGAAUUCCACCUGAGGUUGGUGAUACAAGUUCUCCGUGUCACGUAACACAGGAACAAAUGGAACAUAUUGCUGCAUCCUCAGAAGCUAAAAAGGUGAGCAUUGAUAAAUGA
This is a messenger RNA of Zea mays, 589 nucleotides long. RefSeq lists its product as uncharacterized. Lineage: Eukaryota; Viridiplantae; Streptophyta; Magnoliopsida; Poales; Poaceae. The record is from RefSeq and is a predicted model, not a curated record. Bases 164 to 589 code for a protein of 141 amino acids. The transcript has 4 exons.